UGUGACAUCAUCACGGAUGUAGUAAAACACCGAUGAUUUUAUUUACUUAAAAAGGCCUACAGCUACCUUUUUUUUUUUGUCAGGGUCGCCAUUGAAAGAAUUCCUACUUUGUUUCGUUGGAAUUUUUUUCUAUUUUCUUUUUUUUUAUUUUUUUUUUAAUAUUUGUAGGAAAAAAAUUUUCUCUGUUGUUUCUGUGCGACUGGAUUCUCUCUAUUUUUAUUCUUAUUUGUCCUGCUCUUUCUGGACGCAAAAAAGUUGCUACUCUAUUCUGUAGCUUUAAUUUUUUUUUUUUUAAUCUUUUUUCUUUUUCUUAUUUUUCUCAUUUUUUAACUUCCUCUCUCUUGUCUGUCUAUCUUGGACACACACACUCUUUUCUUUUUUUUUCUUUUUUUAAUUGUGAAAAGCCAAAAAAAUUUGAAUACGAAUACGAUUGCAAUUGCUAUUACGAAUUUGGAAUUCUCUUUUCAUAUUCUUUUUCGUUUUCAUUCCAUUCGUUGAUUUAAUAGUGGAUAUCUCGGACAUCGGAUUCUAGUUUUAUAUUUGGUUACAUUUUGUUUUCUUUUUAUUCUCUUUUUUUUUUGCGUUCAAGACUUUCUCAUCAUUAUGUCUUCUUCUACUCACCAUUAUCCUGCUCCUUCCGCUUCUUCCUACGCAUCCGCUAAUUCUGUGGAAGACAAUUCUGCCCCUUCUCUGGAUUUUUUCCCUAAAAAUACUCAAAAUCAACUUUUAGAUACCUCUUCCAUAUCCUCCUCUACUACCUUUGCGGCUAGGAAUCAAAAUCAAACUAAAUCUCAUACCGAUAAUGAAUAUGAAAAUGAAAAUCAUUUUCAAAAUCAGCCUCAUCCUCAAAUGACCCAUGAAACUCAUUACGACUCUGCCGUUUAUGCCCCUCCUGCCAAUGCACCUACGUCUUCCUCUUCCGUCUCAUCUGUCGACCAUCUUACCGGUGACCCUUUUGCUUUGGGCGAAGACUUUGAUCUCAAACGUUACCUUCGUGGUUACAAAGAUGCCCUGGAACGUGAUGGCAUCCGUUCCCGUACCACCGGUGUUUGCAUGCGUGAUACCUCCAUCUACGGUCUCGGUUCUGGUUACGAGUUUCUUACUACCUUCAUUGACAUUUUUGCCGCUCCUUACCGUCAUUUCAAGGAACGUCAAGUUGUCAAGAAAGCCAUUCUUUCCCACAGCCAUGCUCUCGCAAAUGCUGGUGAGCUUGUCAUGGUCUUGGGUCAGCCUGGUGCUGGUUGCUCAACUUAUUUACGUUCCGUCGCUGGCGAAACUGAUCAUUACAACGAUGUCGAAACCCAACUUCAUUACGAUGGCAUCUCUUCCGAUGAGAUGAAAAAACAUUACCCAGGUGAUGUUCUUUAUUCCGGUGAAAAUGAUGUUCAUUUCCCUUCUCUGACUACCCGUGAAACUAUCAAUUUCGCCGCCCGUGUUCGUACUCCUCAUAACCGUCCAUGCAACAUCUCCCGUAAAGACUACAUGAACAAAAUUCGUGAUCUUAUUGCUACCAGUUUUGGUCUUACUCACACUUAUAAGACAAAGGUUGGUAACGACUUUAUUCGUGGUGUCUCUGGUGGUGAACGCAAGCGUGUUACUAUUAGUGAAGCUUUUGCUCUUCGUCCCACCAUUGCUUGCUGGGACAAUAGUACCCGUGGUUUGGAUGCUAGUACCGCUUUUGAAUUCGUAAAUAACCUACGUAUUUGCUCAGACGAGCUGAAGGUAACCUCUUUUGUUACCGCUUACCAGGCUAGUCAAAAGAUUUAUAACCUUUUCGAUCGAGUUUGUGUCCUGUAUGCUGGUCGUCAAAUCUAUUAUGGUCCAGCUUCCAAAGCUAAAGACUAUUUCCUUAAUAUGGGUUUUGUUUGUCACCCUCGUGAAACUACUCCCGAUUUCUUGACAGCCAUCACUGAUCCCAAUGCCCGUCAACCCAGGGAGGGUUGGGAAAACCGUGUUCCUCGUACUCCCGAGGACUUUGAACGUCUAUGGCAUGAGCACCCUUUGUAUGCUCAACUCCUUCGUGAGAUGGAUGAAUACGAUCAAAGAUGGGAUGAAAACUCCUCUCCCAACUCUAUCCGUUCAUCAAAGGAUCUCAACGACGGUGAAUCUGCUGUCACCAAACAUGAAAACUAUCGCGAUAGUGCCCGCUCUGAAAAAGCAAAAGGCAUGUCGAAGGAUACUCCUUACACUGUCACUUUUGCGAUGCAAUUACGCUAUUGUUUAAUUCGUUCAUGGCAACGUUACAUUAAUGAUCCGGCUUACAUAUUAGCCAUGGCUUUUGCUUUUAUGUUCCAGUCGUUCAUUAUUGGUUCCAUCUUUUACAAUCUCCGUGAUUCUACAAAUGAUAUGUUUACUCGUGGUGGUACACUAUUCUUUGCCAUCUUGUUUACUGCCCUUCAAAGUCUUUCCGAAAUUGCAAACAUGUUUGCUCAACGUCCUAUCAUUGCCAAACAUCGCGCAUCUGCUCUCUAUCAUCCAGCUGCCGACGUUAUCAGUAGUCUUAUUGUUGAUAUCCCUUUCCGGUCUAUCAACGUAACUGUCUUUGCUAUUAUUCUUUACUUCUUGACCGAUUUGAGGCGUACCGCUGGUGGCUUUUGGACCUUUUACGCCUUUUUAUUUAUUUCUGCUACCACAAUGACUACAUUCUUUAGAGCUCUUGCCGCAAUCAUGCCAAAUGUAGCUUCUGCUUCUGCUUUGGGUGGUAUGGGUGUCUUGGCUAUUGCCAUUUAUACAGGUUAUGCUAUUCCCAAUAUUGAUGUUGGUUGGUGGUUACGCUGGAUUUCAUAUCUUGAUCCUGUACAAUUCGGUUUUGCGUCUCUUAUGAUCAAUGAAUUUAAGGCCCAGAAAUACCGAUGCACUCAAAUGAUUCCUUCUGGCGGUGAAUACGAUAAUAUUUCCUCUGAAUACAAAGUAUGCCCAAUCACAAGUGCUCAACCAGGUCAAACUUAUGUUGACGGCUCAACCUAUCUGUACACCAGCUUUAAUUACAAAACUCGCCAAAUUUGGAGAAACUUUGCAAUUAUUAUUGGUUAUUACGCUUUCUUGAUUUUUGUGAACAUCGUUGCCAGUGAGGUUUUGAACUUUAAUGAUCUUAAGGGUGAAUAUCUCAUUUUCCGUCGUGGUCACGCUCCUGACAGUGUUAAGGAGGCAGUCAAUGAAGGCGGAAAACCUUUGGAUUUAGAAACUGGACAAAAUACUCAAGGCGGUACUGUUGAAAAAUCCCGUCCAAAUCCUGAAGAAACUGAUAAGGAGUACGAGACUAUAGAAAAAAGUAAGGACAUUUUCAGUUGGAGAAACCUUUGUUAUGAUAUUACUGUUAAAGGAGAAAAGCGUCGACUAUUGAGCGAGGUUAAUGGAUUUGUGAGACCAGGAAAACUUACCGCUCUGAUGGGUGAAUCAGGUGCUGGUAAGACCACACUUCUCAAUGUGCUUGCUCAACGUGUUGAUACAGGUGUUGUCACCGGUAAUAUGCUCGUCAACGGUCACCCUCUUGACUCCACAUUCCAGCGUCGUACGGGAUAUGUCCAACAACAGGAUGUUCAUGUCGCUGAGUCUACCGUUCGAGAAGCGCUGCAAUUCAGUGCUGCACUUCGCCAACCGGCCUCUGUUCCUCUCUCUGAAAAGUUUGAAUAUGUUGAAAGUGUUAUUAAAUUAUUGGAAAUGGAAGCUUAUGCUGAAGCUAUCAUUGGUACCCCCGGAUCUGGUUUGAACGUUGAGCAACGUAAGCGUGCAACUAUCGGUGUAGAGUUGGCUGCUAAACCAGCUCUUCUUUUGUUUUUGGAUGAACCCACCUCAGGUUUGGAUAGUCAGUCGGCAUGGUCGAUUGUUCAAUUUUUGCGUAAAUUGACCGACGCUGGCCAAGCAAUUCUUUGUACAAUUCAUCAACCUAGUGCUGUAUUGUUUGACCAAUUCGAUAGAUUGUUGCUACUCCAAAAAGGUGGUAAAACGGUAUAUUUUGGUGAUAUUGGUGAUAAUUCCAAGACGUUGUUAAAUUACUUCUCAUCCCAUGGAGCUAGUCCUUGUCCUCCUGACGGAAAUCCAGCCGAAUACAUUCUUGAUGUAAUCGGUGCUGGUGCUACUGCGAAGACUGAUCGUGAUUGGCAUGAAGUUUGGCAAAAUUCGGACGAACGUAAACAAACUACUCAAGAACUGGAUGAAAUUGAAAAUACGAAAUCUGAUAAUCAAAACAAGCCUAGCAAAGAAGAUACUCAUACUUACGCUAUGCCAAUUUGGACACAGAUCAGAUUUGUGUUGCUUAGAAACUUCCAAUCCUAUUGGAGAGAACCCUCAUUAUUGAUGUCUAAGAUGAUGUUGAAUAUUUUUGCCGGUUUGUUUAUUGGUUUCACUUUCUACAAUCAAGGUUUAGGUGCUCAAAAUAUGCAAAAUAAGCUUUUCGCAAUUUUCAUGGCAACAGUCCUUGCUGUUCCUCUGAUUAACGGUUUACAACCCAAGUUCAUUGAUCUUAGAAAUGUAUUUGAGGUGAGAGAGAAGCCAUCCAACAUUUACAGUUGGGUUGCAUUUGUUAUUUCGGCAAUUCUAGUCGAAAUUCCAUUCAACCUUAUUUUCGGUACAAUUUUCUUCUUGUGUUGGUUUUAUCCUGUUAAGUUUUAUAAGCAUUUGGAACAUCCAAGUGACAGAACAGGUUAUGCUUGGUUAAUGUACAUGAUCUUCCAAAUGUACUAUUCGACAUUCGGUCAAGCCGUUGCCAGUGCUUGCCCCAACGCUCAGACUGCAUCCGUAGUGAACAGUUUGGCUUUUACUUUCAUUAUUACUUUCAAUGGUGUCAUGCAGCCUAUCAACAAUUUAAUUAAAUUCUGGCACUGGAUGCACUCCUUGACACCUUUCACUUACAUUAUUGAAGGGUUGUUAGGUGAUUUGUUACACAAUGUCCCGGUGGAAUGUAAACCAAAUGAAGUCAACCGCUUGAACCCUCCUAAUGGCCAAACUUGUCAAUCUUACUUAAAGAAUUUCUUGAAAAGUGAGAUGGCCGGUAAUUUGUUAAAUCCUGAUGCCACAAGCGAUUGUCAAUAUUGCCGUUACCGAUCUGGUGACCAGUUCUUAUUGCAAUUCGGUAUGAAGUUUGACCAUCGUUGGCGUAACUUUGGUAUCGUUAUUGGUUAUGUCUUCUUCAAUGUCUUUGCUGUGUUGUUACUAUUUUACAUUUUCCGAGUUAUGCAAAUCAAAAAUACUCGACUUUACAGAAAGAUUACGAGAAGUUAAAUCUUUUUUUUUAAAAAAAAAAAACAGAAAGAGUUUCAAGUUUACAUACAUAUGAUGUGUGCAUAAUACUGGGAUGUGAAUUAGGUUAGAUAUGGUUAGAUACAUAUGCAUAAUUCUUGGUAAUGCGCUUCAAGGUAUUAAUAACGACUUUAAUUUAUACUUGAUAUAUUGGCUUUUUUUUUGAAACAAAGCGAUGUCGAUCAUAAUUAUUAAUGUAAAGAAAGUAGUGUUUAUUGAUCUUGUUUUUAC
Schizosaccharomyces octosporus yFS286 is the source of this 5469-nucleotide messenger RNA. RefSeq names its product brefeldin A efflux transporter Bfr1. Gene Ontology annotation, molecular function: ATP binding; ABC-type transporter activity; ATP hydrolysis activity. The record is from RefSeq and is a predicted model, not a curated record. The coding region runs from base 604 to 5220 and encodes 1538 amino acids. The transcript has a single exon. Lineage: Eukaryota; Fungi; Ascomycota; Schizosaccharomycetes; Schizosaccharomycetales; Schizosaccharomycetaceae. Gene Ontology annotation, biological process: xenobiotic detoxification by transmembrane export across the plasma membrane. Gene Ontology annotation, cellular component: membrane.